This is a messenger RNA of Condylostylus longicornis, 2626 nucleotides long. RefSeq names its product luc7-like protein 3. The transcript is spliced from 6 exons. Gene Ontology annotation, molecular function: mRNA binding. NCBI's taxonomy places the organism in Eukaryota, Metazoa, Arthropoda, Insecta, Diptera, Dolichopodidae. Gene Ontology annotation, biological process: mRNA splice site recognition. The record is from RefSeq and is a predicted model, not a curated record. Bases 182 to 1249 code for a protein of 355 amino acids. Gene Ontology annotation, cellular component: U2-type prespliceosome; U1 snRNP.
UUGAUUUUCAAUUUUGGCAUUUCAGUUCUUGUUCUGAAAAAAUGCUGAGUUUGUAAAAAAAUUUUGGAGGCAAGAAGAUUAUUGAUACAUACUUACAGGAUAUAAAUUUUUUGCUAAAAUAUUAAAAUACUUGAUGCCUGAAAAUUUAAAAUUUUAAUUUUGUAAGCUGUAAAAUUUUAAAAUGGUGGACGCUGCAAGGCAAAUGUUGGAUGAAUUAAUGGGAAGGAAUCGCAACGCCGAUCCGACCGAUAAACCAAGGAAAAUUCAUUGGGACGAUCCUGAUUUCUGCCAAUAUUAUAUGGUAAAGUUUUGUCCUCAUGAUUUAUUUGUAAACACGCGAGCUGAUUUAGGUCCUUGUCCAAAAAUUCAUGACGAUGAGGCUAAAAAUUUAUUUCUCGAGGCAAAACGAGGAUCUCGUAAAAGACAAUUUGAAGAUGAUUUCAUACGUUUUUGCAAUAACAUGAUAAAUGAAGUUGACAGAAAAAUUCAAAAAGGAAGACAAAGACUUUUGCUAAUGAAUAAGGGGGAAGGUUCAAAUCCAACGAUAUAUGUGUCAAAAUAUCAAGAGCAAUUGAAUAACUUAAAUGCUAGAAUUAAGAAAUUACUAACAGAGGCUGAAGAAGCCGGUUUACGCGGAGAUGUUGAUCAGGCUCAAGGUCUGACAGCAUUAUGUGAACAACUGAAAGAAGAAAAGAAAGUGUUGUUAUCUCAACAUGAUAAUGGCUCUCCUUCAUCUGGACCUGAUGCUGCUGCAGUAAAAGCUGCGAUUCCAAAUUGGAUUCCCGACGCCAAUGGUACACAAGAGAAACAAAUGGAAGUGUGUGAAGUUUGUGGAGCUUUUUUAAUAGUUGGUGACGCCCAACAACGGAUAGAAGAUCAUUUAAUGGGUAAACAGCACUUGGGGUACUCAAAAGUUAGAGCUGCAGUGGAAGAAUUCCAUGAAAUGAGAAGAAAAGAAAGAGAAGAUGAUGAGAAAAAAAGAGAGGAAGAGCGCUCCAUACGUGCGGGAAGAAGCCACAGUCACAGAAGUGAUAAGGGUCGUGAUAGAUCUCGUGAGAGGAGGAGGCGAAGUCGGGACGAUGAGGUCGAACGUCAUGUAAAAGACGAUCGUAGGGAUCGUUAUCAUAGAAGAAGUCCCGACAAACCUAAGGCAGAACGACGUCGAAGUCCUGACAGGGAAAGAUCCAGACGUGACAGAACUUCUUGGAAAAAAUCUCGUUCUAGAAGCAGAAGUUCCGGUAGAAGAUAAAUUUCUUUCAUAUAUUUUUUACUUAAAAUUUUGGAAUUCAAUAGAGGUAUCCAAUAAAAAAAUAUAGUCUAAAAAAGAAUAAUAAAAGGUGAGUUUCAAAUUUUUCAUUUGUGUGAUUUAAUUGAAAAUAUUUUUCUUUAAAUACAACAUUAUAAUAAAUUAAAAAAAAACCUAAAGUAAAUAAUGGUCUGAGAUAUUAUUGAAUCACAUCCCAAAAAUUUCAUCGGGUUUUCACUUGGCUCCAUGAUAUUUACCAAGUACAUAUUUACGUGCUAUAAUAUAUGCAGAUUAUAAAGGUAUUCGAAUAUUUUUUUAAUUUUGAGUUUCAAUUCUCAGGUUAGUGAAAAAAAAAAUAACUAUUUUAUAAUAGAUACUAUGGAAUGUCAGUAUAAAUAAAUAUAUUUUGUAUGAACACACAUAUUUAUAAUGCUAUAUGGCACGGUUUUAAAUAACAUUAACAUGUACGUUUAAAUUUAUUUAAAUAAGUAUUUUAACUUGGGAAAAUAUUUUACAUCAUCAAUGGGGAGCAUUAUUUUUAAUGCAGUUUUCGUGUUAUGACUAAUUUCUUUUUUGUAACCUUUAUUAAAAUGUAUCGAAUAUAUAUUGAAUAUAAUUUAUAUAGCAUUUAAACUUUCAAAAUGAUUCUAAAACACUUUAUACGUUUUACUUAUAUUUGUUACUUCAUUAAUUUAAACGCUCUCAAAGUAUUUUAUACUGACAAAUUAAAUAAUCGGUAAAUUAAAUGCUUGACAAUUUUUUUAUAUACGUAUUUAUAUCUAUUAUAAAAUUGUUUAAUGCGUUGAUGCAAGUAAAAAUAAACAAUGGCAGAGCUUCAAAAGACAAAAAAUAAUUAAAGGUAUACCAAAACAAUAUUUUGUAGUUUUCUUUUAAUCAAAAAUUCAAUUCAUUUAAUUUCAAUAACAUAAGAUUUGAUUAUUGAGGAAAUUUGUUCAACUAAAACUCAAUAUCCGAUCGAAAAAAAACGUCAUACUUCAAAGAGGUACUUUUUUUUUUGUACAAAACUUAUAAAAACCAAACAAAUUAAUUUCAAUUUUUAUUUUGUAAAUUAUGGACUCAUAAAAUAGUUUAUUUUAAAAAAAAAACCCAAAAUACGAGUGAACCGUUCGAUUUAUUCGAUCAUUUUAAAAAAAAACACUACAAAUGCUAAUGAAAAAGCUACAAAAACUACAUCUAUAGAGGUAAUUGUAAUCCAAAAAAAAAAAAACAACAAACACAAAAAAAAAAAAAACAAAUUUUUCUAAAACAAUUUUAAUAGAAAUCGCUACGUCAAUGACCAAAAUUAGAUGUCCGGUUUUCCGGUCCGUUGCCUUUUAGGAAAUGAUUUUUUUAUUGGUUUUAUUUUGGAACUAUGUGAGA